Molecule: messenger RNA, 1891 nt
Organism: Zonotrichia albicollis (white-throated sparrow)
Lineage: Eukaryota; Metazoa; Chordata; Aves; Passeriformes; Passerellidae
Gene: CPB1
Product: carboxypeptidase B1
Biological process (GO): proteolysis
Molecular function (GO): metallocarboxypeptidase activity; zinc ion binding
Source: RefSeq, a predicted model, not a curated record
GCUUAUUGGUAUAUCCCAAUUGGUAGAUUCCUCUUUGACAAUAAUAUGUCAAAGUCAAAUGUAUAUUAUUAAUGAAGAGCAACACUGUGAUUAAGACCAGGCACACUGCAACAACAUCUGAUGGACAUCUACCAUUACAUGAAGCAACAACAAAAUAUUAUAAAGUUUGCAAUUCAGCAACCACCUUAUUAAAAAAUAUCUAAGUUUACAUAAAACAGAAAAUAAAAUAGUAAAUUAAAUUCACUUUGUCAUAUCAAGAGUUUCCCAGCUCAAAUAGCAAGAUUCUUCAGCCAGGCCUCUGUGAGACUUUCAGCUAUUUUCACAGGUGUAGAGGAAAACAUGCGCUAUAAAUAGUAUGCAAAUAAAACAAGGCCAAAAGAGUAAACUAUCAGUUGAUCAGUGGGUUGUUCUGUGUAUAACUGAUAAAAAGAAGGACAAAACAAGUUAUAAAAGCAGCACAAAAGAACAGAAGGCCUGUUUGAGAAAAUGUGGGCACUCUUGGUUCUCAUAGGUGCUGCAUCUGUUUCUGCUCACCUGCAGGAUCUUUCCUUUGAUGGGCAGAAGGUGUUCCGUGUGAUUCCACAGAAUGAUGAGCAGGUGGAAAUCCUCAAUUUCCUUGCCAGAAUCAUGGAGGUUGACUUUUGGCAGCCAGACUCUGUCACACUGGUAAGGCCAAAAAUGCAAGUUGAUUUCCGAGUUGAAGCUGAGAAGACUUUUAAGGUUGAAGAUCUUCUGAAAGAAAGUGGAAUGGAAUAUCAGGUUCUGAUUGACAACCUGCAGGCUGCACUGGAUGCCCAGUUUGACAGCCAAGCUCGUACUUCCAGCCACAGCUAUGUGAAGUACAACAACUGGGACACGAUAGCUGAUUGGACUGCUGAUAUUGCUGCUCAGAACCCAGACCUUGUCUCUCGCAGUGUAAUAGGGAACACAUAUGAAGGACGGCCAAUGUACCUUCUCAAACUGGGAAAAAGCGGUGCAAAUAAGAAGGCCAUCUUUAUGGAUUGUGGUUUCCAUGCAAGAGAGUGGAUCAGCCCUGCUUUCUGCCAGUGGUUUGUGAAAGAGGCUGUGGAGACCUACGGAAAAGACUCUGCCAUGACCACACUCCUGGACAAGCUGGACUUCUAUGUUCUGCCUGUUGUUAACAUCGAUGGUUACGUUUACACUUGGACAAAUGACCGCAUGUGGAGAAAGACGCGCUCUAAAAAUUCUGGGACCUCUUGCAUUGGGACAGAUCCCAACAGGAAUUUUGAUGCUGGCUGGUGCACUCUUGGUGCCUCAGAUUACGCCUGUUCUUCCACUUACUGUGGCUCUGCACCUGAAUCUGAAAAGGAGACCAAGGCUUUGGCUGAUUUUAUUCGUGGACAUCUUUCUACAAUCAAGGCAUACUUGACAAUUCACUCCUAUUCCCAGCUGCUACUGUUUCCUUAUUCAUACUCUUACAAAUUGCCAUCAAAUUACCAGGAACUGAAUUCCAUAGCUAAAGCUGCUUCCGAAGAGCUGGCCAGUUUGUACAACACUGACUAUACAUAUGGUCCAGGAGCAACAACAAUCUACCCUGCUGCAGGGGGCUCUGAUGACUGGGCUUAUGACCAAGGCAUCAAGUACUCUUUCACUUUCGAGCUCCGGGACACCGGGAGAUACGGUUUCCUUCUCCCUGAAUCCCAGAUAAAGCCAACCUGUGAAGAGACUCUCCUUGCUGUUAAAUAUAUUGCCAACUAUGUCCUUGAGCACUUGUAUUAGAAUGGAAUUCUAAAGAUUAUUAAAGUAGGCUUUAUGCAAAGAUGCCUUCCUUUUUUUCUUCCCUAAAAAUGACUUUUUUAUUUCUCUAUACUUAAUGGUCUAAAGUCAUAUUCUUAGUCCACUACAGGUCACUAGAACUACAAGUUUUUCA